Molecule: messenger RNA, 3790 nt
Organism: Osmerus eperlanus (European smelt)
Lineage: Eukaryota; Metazoa; Chordata; Actinopteri; Osmeriformes; Osmeridae
Exons: 2
Coding region: 880-3612 (910 amino acids)
Cellular component (GO): nucleus
Molecular function (GO): DNA binding
Source: RefSeq, a predicted model, not a curated record
AGCUAGCCACCAUGCUGGAUCACCAGUGUAAAGAAAAAAACAUAAUAAAUGAAAACAGAGCGGGGAAGCAACUGUGAAAGCUGAGCUGUGCGGACAAAGCCCACGUGCUUUUCUACAGCGGAGAUUCUGCCGCUUCCGAGACUGCAGCGGAGAUUCUGCCGCUUCCGAGACUACAGCGGAGAUUCUGAGGCUUCGAAACAAAACAAGGGACAAAAACACAGGAGUUUUCCAGCAGCAUUCUUCUUCCGGUACAAUCUCUGCGAAACAACGGAGGGGGACAGGGAGCAGAGGCUGCAGUGACAGAGACAGAAGCAGCCGCUGUACAGCAGCAGCGGGAGUGAGGGACGCUGGAAAGAGGGCAGGAAAAGGGGAUUGUGAAUGCUAAGCGACGACCACAGAGAAGCUGAAAGGCGCCAGGAAGAUUGGAGGAGAAAAAUAGCCAGAUUGAAAGUACUGCGAAUCUUUUCCCCACAAGAAUCUGAUGUUUCCCAAUAGGAAUCAGGGUAUGAUAGAAAACACGGUCGUGCAUCUCUCUUAUAAACGCUGUUUUACAAGGGACUUUUAAAGUUUCAACAGUAAUUCAAAACAAAAACACUAUUAAAAGAGCAGCUCCAGGAGAGGUGGAGAAAGAGAUAGGGGUUGGGGGGGGGGGGGGGAGUAGAAGCCAAAUGUAGUAGUAUUACAUUUAGGAAAAUAUAAGUAGUUAAUCAGUGACCUAUACAAAAUAAUGAUGUGCCACUGUCCAGAUGCUUAAACUCAUGCCUCAACUCUUUGAUAAUGUUUAAUUCAAAUGUAUCUGUAUAAAUACUGCAGACUGAACCUAGCAGUCACAUUGUCUUCACAUUCCCUCAUGUUAUAAGUAAAGUUUAAAUAUAAAAAAUGCCUCACGAUGACUCUGUAGCUGCGCCAUCAUCUUCUAGAAGGUCUUAUACAAAUUCCAUGAAGCUGGAGGUAAUUGAACUUGCGAAACAGAAAGGAAACCGUGCCGCAGCAAGAGAACAUGGAGUAGAUGAAAGCCUGGUUCGUCGGUGGAGACUCCGCGAAGAUGUCCUGAAAAAGCAGAAAACCACUGCCAGAGCUGCUGGUCGAGGCCAACGCUGCCGCUGGCCAAAUUUAGAGAAGAAUAUGGCGUCCUGGAUCACUGCCCAGCGAGAUGCCGGGAGAGCCGUGAGUACUGUAGCCAUUCGACUAAAAGCCAGUGUAAUGGCAAAGGAAAUGGGACAUGAGGAUUUUAUGUGUAGCCCAUCUUGGUGCUUCCGCUUUAUGAAGAGGAACAAUUUAUUUAUCAGAGCCCGAACAACUGUUGGACAGAAAUUACCUGAUGGCUGGGAGGAAAAAGUACAGGAUUUUAAAUCAUUUGUCCAUGGGAUUAUAAUAGAACACAAUUUCCCACCAAGUAAAGUUGGGAACAUGGAUGAAGUACCCAUGUUUUUUGAUGCUCCCCAAACAGUUGCCAGUGUUGGUGAAAAGUCUGUGAAAGUCACAACAACUGGAGGACCAGAGAGGACCCAUUUUACGGCCGUACUAAGUUGCAUGGCAGACGGCACUAAACUUCCUCCGUGUAUAAUCUUUAAACGGGUCACCAUGCCCAGAGAAAAGUUUCCUUCUGGUUGCGUUGUCAUGUGUAACAAGGAAGGCAGGGUCAACAAAGAAGUGAUGAGCGAAUGGCUUAAGGUUUGCUGGAGAAAACGCCCAGGGUCUUUCUUAAAUCCGGAAGGUCUCCUCAUUAUGGACUCUAUGGCAGCACACAAGGCUGAGAAGAUCAGAAAGCAAAUAAAAGAACAGCGUUUACACCUAGCCAUAAUUCCUGGAGGCCUGACACGUAAACUUCAGCCAUUAGAUGUCAGAGUAAACCACGCAUUUAAGGUGUACGUUAGAGAGGAGUGGGAAAAGUGGAUGAGUGAAGGCCAGCACAAAUUCACUCGAGCAGGAAAACUUACAAAGGCAAAGAUUUCAGAUGCCUGUUUGUGGGUGGUGACCGCAUGGAAUAGAGUAAAGCAAAGUACCAUCGUCAACAGUUUUAGAAAGGUGGGAGUCAUGCCAGGUGACGGUGAAGCUACUGCAGAAAACUCAGACAGUGAAAACGAGGACGAUGCAGAGGCAACUAGGCCACGAUUAUCAGAGGAGUUACUAGCUCUUUUCCAUUCAGACUCAGAAGACAGUAAGUUUGACAGCUUUACUGCAAGCGAUGUAGAAUCAGAAUCAGGUACUUACCCUGAAAAGAAGUUGUCUUCACUUGCCAUGGGGAAAACCAAAAGAAAACACAACAUCCAAUUCAAGCUUCAGGUCAUCAACUACGCCGAGCAACAUUCAGGAGAGGCAACUGCCAGACAUUUUAAUAUUGAUUCAAAACGAGUGAGAGAUUGGAAAAGUCAAAAAGAUGACCUUGUAAGCAUGUCACAGUUGGACCAGAAGAGAGCCAGGCUAGGGGGUGGGGGGAGGAAGAAGAAAAGCGAUGCGCUGGAGGUGAAGAUGUGUGAAUGGAUCCAGGGCCUCCGGUCCAAACAAAUGAUGGUGUCUCAAAGGAUGAUCAGGAGUAAAGCAAAGGAGCUCUACACCACCCUGAAUGACGGUGGAUCUCCUGAAUUUACUGCCAGUGCGGGCUGGUUGGAAAAAUUCCUUUUGCGCAAUGGGUUUGCGGCCCGGCGCAGCACUGCAGCUCCCCAAGAAGAUGCCGGGGAAGUCAUGAACAAGCUGGUGUCUUAUUUAAUGGUCACGACACAGACGAUUUCUCAGAAAGAAAUAAAGGACAACAACAUAAUAGCCAUGGCUGAGACUGAAGUGUGGUUUGACACGGCCAGAUCAACUGAAGACCAGCGCAGUGGUCCACUGAGAGCCACAGACCAAGACAAAAGCCACGUAACUGUGGUGUUGGCCGCUAAAGCGGACGGUACAAAGCUGAAGCCCUACGUCAUCUUCAAACGGGUCCGAGACGCGAAGGCCCUGCAAGGCAUCAACGGCGUUGUCGUGGCCUCCAACCACCAGGGGAAGAUGAAUGACAGACUGGCCGCAGACUGGCUCCAGAGAAUCCUGGGGAAGAUCAGCCUGGCUCCUCGUCUCCUGGUCUGGGACUCGUGCUGCUGUCACACCAGCACUGCCACCACAGAGGAGCUCCAGGAGGGCUACCACCUGACAACAGCCGUCAUCCCAGACGGCUGCACCAAAUGGAUCCACGCCCCCGACAUAAUGUGGAACCAGCCCUUCAUAGCCGGUCUUCAGGACUGCUACGACGGCUGGAUGACAGGAGAUUCGGACCAAGAAUACACAUCUGAGGGACACUUGAAAGGUCCAACUCCCCGCCUGCUUGUGGACUGGGUCCUCAAGGUGUGGAGCGAGAUGGACCCUGGACUCUUGAAGAAGUCCUUUAAGGCAUGCGGCCUGACAGUGGCCCCUGAUGGCAGUGAGGACCACCUGAUCAACUGCUUCAAAGACGGAGAACCGUGGGCAUCAGGUAGAGGGCUUCUGGCUCGGGUAAGACUGCAGGGCCAUAGGAACAGCAGCGUCAAAGAGGAAGACAUGGAGCUGGUGAUCAUUAAGGAGGAGGAGCUUGUUGAGAACAUCAAGGAGGAGGAGGAAGAGAAGUUUGUGUCUGUCAAGGUUGAGAGCUUCUGAGCAGCAAACUAUUUGUUUUGGACAAAAGAAGGAGAAAGAGUAGAAUUUUUUUUACUGUUUAUCCUUUUCAUUACCAGUUUGCAUGUGCCCUACCAAAUUGCCGGUUUAAGUUAUCUGAAUAAUGUGCAUGUUUGUUUUAUGCGAUUUAUUAAUACAUUAAUACAUCAGUUCUAUUAAA